This is a messenger RNA of Macaca mulatta (Rhesus monkey), 1234 nucleotides long. RefSeq names its product ATPase H+ transporting V1 subunit D (gene ATP6V1D). The record is from RefSeq and is marked validated. Gene Ontology annotation, molecular function: proton-transporting ATPase activity, rotational mechanism. Lineage: Eukaryota; Metazoa; Chordata; Mammalia; Primates; Cercopithecidae.
UGAAAAUGGGUGUCCCUGCUGCUUCUUAGCAACGAGAGGGGGUCAAGUGACACAACCAGCUGACUCCUGUAGAGGAAGUCACUGUGGAGGCCAGUUCUGGAGCUGUUGUAGCCUCGGUUGCCCGGCCGGGGACCCGAGCCGAACAGUUAUCGUCAGAAUGUCGGGCAAAGACCGAAUUGAAAUCUUUCCCUCGAGAAUGGCACAGACUAUCAUGAAGGCUCGUUUAAAGGGAGCACAGACAGGUCGAAACCUCCUGAAGAAAAAAUCUGAUGCCUUAACUCUUCGAUUUCGACAGAUCCUAAAGAAGAUAAUAGAGACUAAAAUGUUGAUGGGCGAAGUGAUGAGAGAAGCUGCCUUUUCACUAGCCGAAGCCAAGUUCACAGCAGGUGACUUCAGCACUACAGUUAUCCAAAAUGUAAAUAAAGCCCAAGUGAAGAUUCGAGCGAAGAAAGAUAAUGUAGCAGGUGUUACUUUGCCAGUAUUUGAACAUUACCAUGAAGGAACUGACAGUUAUGAACUGACUGGUUUAGCCAGAGGUGGGGAACAGUUGGCUAAAUUAAAGAGGAAUUAUGCCAAAGCAGUGGAACUACUGGUGGAACUAGCUUCGCUGCAGACUUCUUUUGUUACUUUGGAUGAAGCUAUUAAGAUAACCAACAGGCGUGUAAAUGCCAUUGAACAUGUCAUCAUUCCCCGGAUUGAACGUACUCUUGCUUAUAUCAUCACAGAGCUGGAUGAGAGAGAGCGAGAAGAGUUCUAUAGGUUAAAGAAAAUACAGGAGAAGAAAAAGAUUCUAAAGGAAAAAUCUGAGAAGGAUUUGGAACAAAGGAGAGCAGCUGGAGAGGUGCUGGAGCCUGCUAAUCUUCUAGCUGAAGAGAAGGAUGAGGAUCUUCUGUUUGAAUAAUCUUUCCUGUUCUGGUUCUUUUAGAAACCCUAACACUGGCUUCAUCUUAAUUCAUAGUGUGUAGGUUUGAUUUGUCUGGCUAUUUAUUUUUUGGCCUAAGAAUUUCACUGGUUGUAACAUUUACCUGGAUGUCUGUUUAUGGGAUUACUUUUGCAGAAUCAUAAUUUAGCAACCAUUUAUCAUGGAUGAAAGAGAUCUGUAAAACCUGCCCAGGAACUUAAAGAAUUUACUCUGAAGUGUUAUCCUACUCCAUUUACAUCUGUGUUACACGUGCUGUGCUUACCAAGCAUAUUAGGAAAUACCUCUUAGGAAGCAUUAGUGGUCUCAGGCCAA